This is a messenger RNA of Aspergillus piperis CBS 112811, 1668 nucleotides long. RefSeq lists its product as uncharacterized. Lineage: Eukaryota; Fungi; Ascomycota; Eurotiomycetes; Eurotiales; Aspergillaceae. The transcript is spliced from 3 exons. The record is from RefSeq and is a predicted model, not a curated record. Bases 18 to 1229 code for a protein of 403 amino acids. Gene Ontology annotation, cellular component: piccolo histone acetyltransferase complex. Gene Ontology annotation, biological process: regulation of transcription by RNA polymerase II.
AAGAAUUCCAACAAGCGAUGGACCCAGCUGUAGAGGAGAGUGUAAAGCGGUUCGCCAAGGACAUCUAUGAAUACUGGAAGUCCAGGAGGACCAGCAACGGCAACGAGCCCCUACUACCUACACCGAAGGUUGAGGCUGGUCGAGACACCGAUGAUACGGACCCGUAUGUCUGCUUCCGUAGGCGUGAGGUGCGGCAGACGCGCAAGACCCGUGGUAGGGAUGCGCAGAGUGCCGAUAAGCUGAGGAGACUCAGGAAGGAGCUGGAAGAUGCUCGACAGAUGGUCGCUUUGGUGCGCCAACGCGAGCUAGCGAGGAAGGAGAUGCUGGCCAUCGAACGCCAAGUGUUCUUGCAGAGAUCGGAGGUCAAGGAGAUGAAGAGGAAGCUCAACAUCAAGGAUGAUGAUGAGGACCUCAUCAACCAGAAGCCGAAGAAGAAGCCUGUAGAAGCACCAGCUGUGCAACGCCCGGCUGCGCCUCAACUGCGCAUGCCCCCCAAGGCUGGUACACAAGCUGCAGAAGACCUACAGCUGUUGGAGGAUGUUCAGGCAGAGAAGGAGAACGAGAUUCAGCGCGACAUCAAGCAGAAUAUCGCCAAGCACGUCAAGUGGAACGAGGGCUAUGUGGACUUCACAAGAGCACCACUCUCCCCGUCGCCAGAGCGAACUUUCGAUGCUGCUUCUUUCCGCCCUGCAAUCACCACUCAACUGCCCACGCCGCCAUCAUCGGAAUCGUCCGAUAAUAUGCUGGAUUCGCCCUUAGAUACCACGAGUGCCAUUGCUCUCCGAGAUAAAUUAGCUCCACAUGCCAUGGAAUUGAGUGUGGACACCAGCAAGAUGCCCUCGUUCAGACGACGUAUCGGGCGCGGCGGUCGUUUGUGGAUCGAUCGUCGAAAUCUGGUGUCCCGUUGUAGAGUCGAACUGGACCCAUGGAAGGCCGAUCGGUUCAAGUAUGAUCAGGAGGACUCGGACGAGGAUCUCGAAUUUGAAGGAGACCAGUACGAUAUCCAGAUCAUGCAGCAUCGGGCCAUCAUGGCAGCCAAAGCCCGAGACCAAGCAGCGGCGGCAGCUCAAGCCCAUGCGCAGGCGCAGGCUCAACAAGCUCAGGCUCAAGCUCAGGCUCAACGGCGAUUGCAGGCCGAGCAGACAUCGGCGACCAAUCCACCAAGCGGAGGGCAAACCAUGGGAUCUAAUCCCGGGCCUGGCGCCAUUGCCUCCACUUCAGAGACCUAAGCUGGCCUUUGUUCUUCUCCCCCCUCUCUUCCCUUCUGAUUAUGUUUUUAAUCUUUCACCCCAUGUUUCGCAUCUGGCCGGCGUUGUUCUUUCGACAUAUUCUCUUACCCUCACCUGUACUUUUACCCCCUGGACGUCCUGAUUCUUUACCCCAUACCCCGAAUUUCUUUUCUUUCCGGAGCGCUGCAAAGCGUUCGACCCUCAGGAUGAUGUUGCCGGAUGAUGCUUUGUUUAUGACAUGACCCUGGUAUUAUGCGAAAGUUAGUGUACAUAGCCAGUUUUUGUCCUCUUUUUUCUUUUCUUUCAGCCGAGCAGUCGAUAGACUCGUGUACGGAUAGUGAGGCUAUGAGGUCAGCGACGAAGAAGAUAACAAAAAUCAAUAUUAAUUAGAUGAAAAAGGAGAAAAAAAUCAAACUUUUGGUCUUAUCCAUCAUAAUAA